AUGAAGAAACAUUUCCCUAUAGACCAGCUCGUGUGCGUCGGGAACUAUGAGCUGGAAAAAACCAUCGGCACGGGCAACUUUGCCGUCGUCAAACUUGCCACUCACACUAUAACUAAGAGUAAGGUAGCAAUAAAAAUAAUAGACAAAUCGCGGCUCGAUGAAGAUAAUUUGAAGAAAACCUUCAGAGAAAUAGCCAUCAUGAAAAAGUUGCGGCAUCCGCAUAUAGUUAGACUUUACCAGGUUAUGGAGAGCACGCACACGUUGUACCUAGUCACAGAAUACGCGCCGAAUGGUGAAAUUUUUGAUCAUCUAGUCUCGAAAGGACGCAUGCCGGAGUCUGAGGCGGCGCGCGCGUUCGCGCAGAUGGUGGCGGCGGUGGGCUACUGCCACGCGAACGGCGUCGUGCACAGGGACCUGAAGGCGGAGAACUUGUUGCUGGACAAGGAUAUGAAUAUUAAGCUGGCAGACUUCGGGUUCAGCAACGAGUACACGGCGGGCGCGGCGCUGUCCACGUGGUGCGGCUCGCCGCCCUACGCCGCGCCCGAGCUCUUCGAGGGCCGCCGCUACGACGGGCCCAAGGCCGACAUUUGGUCGCUGGGCGUGGUGCUGUACGUGCUGGUGUGCGGCGCGCUGCCCUUCGACGGCGGCACGCUCAGCGAGCUGCGCAGCGUCGUGCUCGCCGGCAAGUUCCGCAUACCGUACUUUAUGUCGCAAGAAUGUGAGCAGCUAAUAAGGCACAUGCUAGUGGUAGAGCCGGAGCGCCGGCUGUCGCUGCGCGGCGUGGCGCGGCACCGCUGGCUGCAGGCGCACCAGCCCGGCCCCGGCCCGGGGCACUAUGGUGAGCUUAUGGAAUAUUGCAGAAUGCCAGACAAUGUUCUAGAACACGCGUCGACGGGCGCGUGCGCGUGCCACGCGGGCGCGGGCGCCGCCGCCGCCGCGCCGCACGCCGCCGUGCUGGCGCGUAUGCUGGCGCUGCCCGGCCUGCACGCGCACCUCAUACGCCAGUCAGUAGAAGAAGAACGCUUCGACCACAUAUCCGCUAUAUAUCAUUUACUGAUGGAUAAGAUGAAGAAUAAAGACUCUGAAAUGGAUAAUGAUUCGUUAGAUUCCACGACGGGGCUUCCCCUAGAUCUCACUAGUUGUAAGAGCAGCGAGGAGGAGCAAAUGGAGGCAGAAGACAGCGGUUCACUGGAAAUGUUGCAAGCCCCGGAGUAUCUGACCGCAGGACAGGGAGAUAGUUUUGAAAAGUUCGGCGACAGCGCGCUCGCGGAGGAGCCGGCCAGCGCGCGCGCGCACGACGCGCCCGCCGCGCGCCGCCACACCGUCGGGCCAGGGGACUGUCGCCACGCGCAGCAGGGCACACAAGCCACCCUGCCCGGAGUGGUGGGCGGCGGCCAGGCCGAGGUGUCGCUGCUGCCCAACACCAACCUGGCGGCCAAGCUGCCCGCGGUGCAGCACCAGCCGCCGAGAUACUGCAGCGUGAAAGAUCAUCAUCUCCUGAAGCCGCCUGUUGCUAUGCAGACACAAGCGUCGUCGUUCGGGCGGCGCGCGUCGGACGGCGGCGCGCACGUGCGGCGCGCGCCCGACGCGCCCUGCUGCCGCGCCGCGCCCGCGCACCACGUGUCGGACAGCGGCACCUCUACGCGAGCUGAGGAAAGUGAACACACAGAAGAACAGACUUCGGACCCCAAUUAUAAUACUAAUUUAUGCAGGUACAUGCUGAACCGCGGCAGCAGCAAGCGCCACACCAUGGCCACGCCCGAGGACGCCGCCUCCUGCGCGCCCGCCGCCAUCCAGGCGACGUCGACGUCGUCGACCACCAACAUGCGCGUGCGCCGCACCGGCCUGCUCACCGUCACGGAGCGGCCUCCUGUUAUAAGUCCGGAACUAGUUAUGGAAGUCGAAGCUCGAAUGAAACGGAACUAUCUCCCCCCCUCAAUACAGGGGGGGUAUAAUUAUCAAAACCAAACCGGUUACCAAAGUCCCCCACCCGGGACCACACCCACUAGUCCACAAGGGUCCAUUACAUCUGGUACUUCCAAUUUCGCAAAAAAUUCAAUGAAACCAGUCUUAGAAACUAUACCACAAGGAAGUAUAAUGGGUUCGAAUCAAGCCACAACCCCUUUCACACCGUCUAUAUCACAAUUCUCCCCAUCCCACGGGACUGUCCCACAGACGGGUUCAAUAGUUAGCGGCACCCCACUGUCUCCUCAGGGUUCAAUAAUGUCUGGAACCCCUAUGACCAGCCAGGGGUCAAUAAUGACCGGAACCCCCAUGUCUAGUCAGGGGUCGAUAAUGUCCGGAACCCCUAUAUCUAAUCAAAACUUCUCUAGUAACGUGCCAAGUCAAGGGUCCAUAGUAUCCGGCACGCCAGUACAAAAUCAAUUUAACUCUUCUAUUACCAACCAGGGUUCUAUAGUAACUGGAACCCCUAUACAAAGUCAAGGGUUUAUUUUAUCUGGUGCUAAUACAGGCUCAAUCGUUAGUGGAACUCCAAUGCAAAGUCAAGGAUCGAUAAUGAGUGGAACCCCAAUGCAAAGUCAAGGGUCGAUAAUGAGUGGAACCCCAAUGCAAAGUCAAAGUUUUUCUUCCAAUUCCAUACAAAAUGAAGGCUCAUUUUCAUCAUUACAAAACCAGGGUUCCAUAGUGACUGGCACUCCACUAGAAAAUAAAAGUUUUAGUACAAAUUUCGGUUACAACUCUCAUGGUUACAACCAGAACUUCUCGAACCAACCAAGCGUUCCCAGUGGGUCGAUAACCGCUGGUACCCCGGUCAGUGGUAGUGGGUUCAAUUCCAACCAGUACAGUCGGCAACGCAAGUACUCUGGCCCGCAACGCGUCAAACUGCAAAUGUUGGCCACUGUACAGGAAAUGGCCCGGGAACACGCGGAGCGAUACUCGCCGGUGCGGCGCGCGGAGGUGAGCCCGCCGCGCGCCGCGCUCGGCCUCGCGUCCGCGCGCCUCGAGUACCAGCAGCUGCAGCGUGGACUAGAACGCCGUAGUGGUGUGGGGGGAGCGUCUCCUCCUGCAGAAAGAUUGCACACGCCCGCCGCCUCCGUGCCUGGUUCCCCAAUCCACGCCGGCGCGUCCACGCCCACGCUGGACCUCAGCACUGUGGACCCCGCCAGAGAGCGAGCUGCACAGGACCUGUCACUAAAAUUAGGCAUCAAUCUAAACAAUCUCUACACCUCACAUCUUUCCCAAGACCUUUUAAAGUCCAUCCACUACGGUAGCUACGGCCUUCUCUCGGGGCAUAGUUCUCCAUCCCCGGGAUCCCCCCUCCACCAAAUAACUGAAGGGUUAAGUUACCUUCACACCGGGUCCAUAACCAGGGGAACCCCCCAACCCCACUCCACACCUCUUGACCUUCGAAACAACGUAGAGAUGGAAACUAACUAUCCCCAAUUACAAAUCCUCCCACAAAUACACCUAACCCAUAGAUCCCUAAACAAUUCCCCAAUUUCCAACCCUAGUUUAGACAUGAUCCAGGAAGAAAUAGGGAAUGGCAGUCAAAAUGAUGGCAAGUUCCCCAAACCGUAUCAACCUCCCCAAAUAAGCCUGACAGAUUGUUUGGGGUCAGAGAUCACGUUAGUCGCCUCUUCCUCAGAAGACAGUGUGGACAGUCUAGAAAAUUCCAAAUACCACAUACCACAAUUCGUCAUUUCCGAACACACCGAUUUAGAUAAUAAACCGUCAAUAAUCAAAGGCAUCGGGCGGAAAGUUAGUCAAGAAACAGAAAAAGAGUUGCGGGAAAGGGAAUUAGAAGAUAAAGAUACGGAUAUGGAAAAAGAAGAUGAGACUAAGUUAGAAACGAGAAGAAAUAGUGAUAAAUCGCUCGGUUUUAGCGACGACUCGUUAAGUAAUGAUUCGGCGAACGUUUCGCCAAAUUGCGAACAAAAUAUACAGUCAAUUUAUUCGAAUAUAGUGUCGAUAAGUUCAGGGUUUAGUGAAAAUCGAGGGAGUUUUUCCGACCAUCGGGAAUCUUUCUCGUUCUCCGACCGCGGAAGCUUUUCGGAGAGAGGAGACUUUGGGCGAUCAUCGUUCUCAGAAAGGAGCGAUUUUGGUCGAAGUAGUUUUUCGGAAAAGGGCGAAACUCCACGUUCUUCGUUCUCCGCUCAAGGCGUUUUGGGCGAAGUCAAAGAAUAUUACGAAGAAUAUUUACCCAGAGACAAGAAUUUGGAGAAUUUCGAAGAAGAAUCGCCACAAGCUGAGAUUGAGAAACUGCAGCGGUCCACAAUGGACCUCCGUCUGUCGGAAAUAUGUCCGGAGGACCAAAAAAUUCCGAUUUUGCUCAGUCCGGAAAAUAUUUCUUGCGUCCAGGAGUAUUAUGAAAUCGCGUUAUCAACGGUCUGCUCUCAGUUAGAUUCUGAGAGGAUAGUGGAAUUGUUAAAGGAAGCAAUAAACACAAGAGUGCCACCGCAGAAUAUAUUUGUGGAAACAAGUGAGCAGAAAGAAAAACAUGAUGAUGCUGAAAAUUUAACUGGAUUUCUUAAUCUGGAAUAUUCUGGAGGCAUCCAAAUCGAACUGGUAGUGUGUGAGAAUAAAGCUAAAGAGAAAAAAGGUUUAAAAAUGAGAAGGAUAUCCGGGGAUCAAAAUGAGUAUGGAAAGUUGUGUCAGCAACUGAUCACUAGUCUUACGGUU
Molecule: messenger RNA, 4641 nt
Organism: Brenthis ino (lesser marbled fritillary)
Lineage: Eukaryota; Metazoa; Arthropoda; Insecta; Lepidoptera; Nymphalidae
Source: the annotation of a GenBank genome assembly